Rhagoletis pomonella (apple maggot) is the source of this 534-nucleotide messenger RNA. RefSeq lists its product as uncharacterized. Lineage: Eukaryota; Metazoa; Arthropoda; Insecta; Diptera; Tephritidae. The record is from RefSeq and is a predicted model, not a curated record.
AUCGAUGGAAAAUCUGUAAUUUUUCAAAAACGUCUUGUGUUAGGGAAUCUGAAAGAAAUUUAUUCAAAAUUCGUUAAAGAUAAUCCUAAUGUGGCAAUUGGCCUAUCCAAAUUUUGUUCUCUUAGACCACCACAUUGCAUUUUAGCAGGUUCUGGAGGCACGCAUAACGUCUGCACGUGCCCUAUCCAUGAAAACAUAAAACUUAUGACAUUAGGCAGUAAUUUGGUGCUUUUAAUGAAAAAAGAGGAAUAUCCAGUAGUUAAUUACGAAGAUGUUAUAAUGCUGUCGUUGUGUCCCAAUCCGAAGGAGGAAUGUUUUUUCAAUAUGUGCAAGGAGUGUUCAAUCUCAAAAACACUGGAGGGUUUGAUUAGUGCAAUAUUUCAAAAAUACGAAAUUAAUGAAGUUACUUACAAAAAUUGGAAUUCACAACCUAGGACAACGUUGAAAACCAUUUGUAUUUCUACCGAAACGUUUAUCCAAAAUUAUUGUUUGGCUAGCGAAACAUUUCUAAUGCAUUCAUUUAUAGCAAAGGAG